Messenger RNA from Fusarium pseudograminearum CS3096, 1005 nucleotides. RefSeq lists its product as uncharacterized. The transcript has a single exon. Bases 1 to 1005 code for a protein of 334 amino acids. The record is from RefSeq and is a predicted model, not a curated record. Lineage: Eukaryota; Fungi; Ascomycota; Sordariomycetes; Hypocreales; Nectriaceae.
AUGGCAUCUAACCUUUAUACACAACUCAUCGAGUGCGAUAGACUGCCUUUUCCCUUGUUGGAAAGCUUAUUGUCCUUCGAAUGCUACUCGUCUCAACAGGUUUGCGGCAACGCAGACUAUACUCCUUUCUACACAAAUUCAGAUUUUGAUACACAACCAUGCUAUGACGAUGUCGACGGCAAUUCUAAUAGAGAGCAGACCAUUCUUGAGCACCAUUGGAUUCAGAAAGUUCGACAACCAUUGAAUGCCCUCUUACGCGAGAGGUUUCAAUUGUUCAUCAACACAGUGCAGUAUGUGGCACCUCAAAACAACAACAAAUUCCAUAACGAGGACUUUUAUUCUUCAGAUGGACCAGUAGUGUCAACGCGCCUCAUGAACUUGUUUGGCAAUACUGUUCAUGAAUACAAAGACGACGGGUUUGUCCUCGUUUCACCGCCAAAAAGGAAUCUUCACUAUGCUUGCCCUUUCGAAACCGUGUAUCCUGAACGAUACGGACGAUGCUCUUCACAGCACAGUUUAUUGUCAAUGGAUGAUGUUAUGGGCCACCUCGAAGGUCAUCACGUUGACCCAUUGUACUGCCCAAUGUGUUCAGAAAUCUUUGAGACAUUGAUUCACCGGGAUCGACAUAUUAUUAAGAGAUCUUGCGAGCUUCAAGAACUACAAGUACCAAAGGGGAUCAAUGCACAUGAGGAAAAUGCAUUGAUGAGGAUAGUGAAGAUGAAUAUCAGCGAUGAAGAAAGAUGGAAUCGCAUCUUUACCACCAUCUUCCCAAAUACAGAGCCUCCGUUGUCCCCAUACCUGGACAGUGGCAGGCGAUUGACGAUUUCUGUCGCCCGGGAUUAUUUUAUGGUGGAUGGGAGACGCUGUGUCUCUGAACUUCUGCAGGCGCAGGGACUCAACACGAAUGUGGAAGGGGAUCAACAUGCACAAGCUGCGCUGUGUCAGCUGGCGUUGGAGGAUCUUCUUAGUGACAUCAUGGAAAGGUAUAGGGACGCAGACAACUGA